Rosa rugosa (rugosa rose) is the source of this 1693-nucleotide messenger RNA. Its product is annotated as telomere repeat-binding factor 1-like. Gene Ontology annotation, molecular function: double-stranded telomeric DNA binding. NCBI's taxonomy places the organism in Eukaryota, Viridiplantae, Streptophyta, Magnoliopsida, Rosales, Rosaceae. Gene Ontology annotation, biological process: nucleosome assembly. Gene Ontology annotation, cellular component: nucleosome. The transcript is spliced from 7 exons. The coding region runs from base 246 to 1157 and encodes 303 amino acids. The record is from RefSeq and is a predicted model, not a curated record.
UCCAUGCUACUUCCGGCUGGCAAGGUCAUCUCUCUCGUGUCGCUCAGUAAAAAAACCCAGGUGGACGAGAAACAGCAACUGAAUUUCAAAAACCAAAUCAAACCCAGAAAAACCAAAUUUAGGUUAAAAAAAUCACAGAAAAACCUAGAAGAAGAAGAAGAAAGUUAAAUUAUUGGCUGCCUCACACUGGCUUCUUUGUGUUAUGCAGAUUGAUAAUCUGGAGGAAUUCCUUCCUGCUACUGUCUAUGGGCGCUCCUAAGCAGAAAUGGAAUGCAGAAGAAGAAGCAGCCCUUAAAGCUGGAGUGGUUAAACAUGGGGCUGGUAAAUGGCGGACCAUACUUAAAGAUCCAGAGUUUGCUCGCAUCUUGUAUCUUCGCUCAAAUGUAGAUCUUAAGGAUAAGUGGAGAAAUUUGAGUGUCAUGGUAAAUGGAUGGGGCUCCCGAGAUAAGUGUAAGACAGUAACUAGAAGAAUGCCCCAGGUCCCCAAACAGGAAGAUAGUUCUAUGGCUCUCAGUGCUGGUCAAAGCGAUGAAGAAGUUAUGGAUGCUAAGCCUAUGACAGCAUCCAGUGAUUCACAGCAGGUUUCUGCUCCGAAGAGAUCCAUCGUGAGUCAUGACCGCAGGUUGGACGAUCUUAUUAUGGAGGCAAUAACUAGCUUGAAGGAUCCAGGUGGUUCUAAUAAGACUACUAUUGCUACAUAUAUAGAGGAACAAUAUUGGGCUCCACCAGAUUUCAAGAGGCUGUUGUCGGCAAAAUUAAAAUUCUUGACAGCAAGCGGUAAACUGAUUAAGGUAAAACGAAGGUACAGGAUUGCCCCUACUCCAACAUUUUCGGAAAAAAGAAGAAAUUCUUCUAUGUUUCUGUUUGAGGGCAGGCAGAGGGCUUCCCCGAAGUUUGAUAAGGAUGAUGGUACCAUGCUUAUGAAAACCCAGAUUGAUUUAGAGCUAGCCAAGAUGAGGACCAUGACCUCACAAGAGGCUGCUGCAGCUGCUGCUCGAGCAGUUGCAGAGGCAGAAGCUGCGAUAGCAGAAGCGGAAGAGGCAGCUAGGGAAGCCGAAGCAGCAGAAGCUGAUGCAGAAGCAGCACAAGCUUUUGCAGAUGCAGCAAUGAAGACACUAAAAGGAAGGAAUCCUGCAAAGAUGAUGAGUCGAUCUUGAUGAUGUUCAAUGAAUGGAAGAGCGAUAAACCAGAAGUUUUGUGGAACUACACCUAGAUACAGUUAUUUCACUACCUUGUAAAUUAUGAUAAAGCCUUUUUGGCAGUGGUAGAUAAGUGCCAAAGUCCACCUUUACUGGCAGAUAAAGCUAAAUUUGUUUAUUUGAUUGUCGAUUAGUUUCUGUGUAGGGUGGAUUGUCUUUUGAGAUCCAUCUGCUUCAUGGUGGAUGUUCAUUUUCUUUUUGGAAGUUUUAUGACUGCUCUGCGUCCAAACACACCAGCUCACGUUGGUGAUAGAAAAGUUAGUCUAACUGGGAAUCUGUUUUGUGCUUCUUUCUAUUUGAUUGAUUUGUUUCUGUGUUUUCGAGAUGGAAGUGAAGGCGGCUUUGUCUGCAGAGUUAUUCCAUUCAGGCAGCAGCAUGUAUAUGUUUUUUCCAUCAGACUGUAUACUCUGACCAUAUGGUAGCUGUGUAUUGUGUAGACAGGUGGACAUUUUGAAAUUUAUUAAAGUGAUUCUACCCAUCUUCGUGCUGAGAAA